AUCACGCAUAUACUUUAUUUUUAAUAACAGACCCCCAAAAAAAGAGAAAUCUUUCCUCCCUGAACUCUGUCUGCGAGGCGUGUAGUGACUGACAGGGUUUCAUCAGACAGCGGUGACGUUGUGGUCAACUGUUGCCACGGUUACAGUGAUGUGGAGGCAGCAGUGACAGCGCGGCACUCGGCGGUGAACUUUGCUCCCGCGUGUCGCCUUUAGGACCCGAAUGCCUGUAUAUAUCCACUCAGCCACGAGCAGCACAGCACACACGAUCAGCAGGCAUCCACACAGGUGAGCGGGCGGCGGGGCGAGCUUCCUCCUCAGGUGACAUCUCAUCAACAACAACUAACGAGCUCAUCGCGUGUUUCUCCUCAGCCGCAGUCAUGAAAGUCCUCGUGAUCCUCGUCCUCGCCGUCUUCACCGCCGCUUGCGAUGCCAACAUCGUGCGGCAGCACCCGCCCAAGAGCCAGGUGGAUAUGGUGAAGGACGCUUUCUGGGCCUACGUCGCCGAGGCAACCACCACCGCCGAGGUCUCCCUGAAGCAGAUCAGGCAGUCCGAGCUGGGACAGGAAGUGAACACCCUCAUCUCCGAGAGCACCGACGCCGUCAACAAGCUCACCGACGCUCUCCGGACUCAGGUGGCUCCCCUGACCCAGGACCUCAUGACGAAGUUUACCCAGGAGGCCGAGCUGCUGAAGACCCGCCUGGAGAAGGACCUGACGGCCGCGAGCGCCACCCUGAGGCCCUACGCCGAGGAGCUGGUGGCCGAGCUCCAGAAGCAGGUGGAGGCGCUGAGGACGGAGGCCGCCCCCUACGCCGACACCAUGGACACCGAGGCCCUGAAGGCCGUCCUGCUGCAGAAGAGCCAGGAGCUGAGGGGCCAUCUGGACAAGAGCAUCGUCCAGCUGCGGGCCCAGAUGGUGCCCUACACCGAGGAGAUUAAGGAGAAGAUGGAGCAGAGCGUGGAGGAGUUCCAGAGGAGCAUGCUCCCCCUGACCCAGAGCUUCGAGACCCAGCUGAACCAGCAGACCCAGCAGAUCCAGCAGAACCUGGCUCAGAGAGGAGAGGAGCUGAGGACCAAGCUGGACGCCGAGAGCCAGAACCUGAAGAAGCAGCUGACCGCUCUGUGGGAGUCCUUCACCAAGAUGAGCCAGUAGACGGAUGUCUCGGAGCUCGAGGGACUCAACGAAGUGCAAUGCCUCGUUUUCUGAUUCUGGUGUCAUUAUUUCCUCCAUCGUGUAACUGUCAGUGUUCAUCUGUGAAACAACAAUAAACGGGUGGAGCGUGA
Messenger RNA from Pseudoliparis swirei, 1282 nucleotides. RefSeq names its product apolipoprotein A-IV a (gene apoa4a). The record is from RefSeq and is a predicted model, not a curated record. Bases 378 to 1151 code for a protein of 257 amino acids. Gene Ontology annotation, cellular component: blood microparticle; chylomicron; extracellular region. NCBI's taxonomy places the organism in Eukaryota, Metazoa, Chordata, Actinopteri, Perciformes, Liparidae. The transcript is spliced from 3 exons. Gene Ontology annotation, molecular function: phospholipid binding; cholesterol binding; phosphatidylcholine-sterol O-acyltransferase activator activity. Gene Ontology annotation, biological process: reverse cholesterol transport; very-low-density lipoprotein particle remodeling; cholesterol homeostasis.